AGUGAGAAAACACCAGCCUUCAAGUGUAAAAAUGAUCCGAAUUAUUCUGUUGGGUUUCCAGACAUGGCCUCAGAUGUUAGUGUUUUUUGAGGGAGAUGAGUUAAUAGCAUGGUGUCUUGUAUCUGCUGCAAAAGGCAACCUAAGGAGCCAAAAUUAUUUAUUCCAUACAUAGGAUGGUAUUAAAUAUAAUGGUGAAAAUGUUAUAGCUCUGAGGGUCCUUUGUUAUGAAACAGCCCGUGUCUGAAGGAAACUUGAACCCUAGUGAAUCUUGGAUAAGUAUUUCUAAGUCGAAAUGAUUUUUUGACUAGUAACAAACAUAAACAUCAAAAGAAUCUCAAAUAACCCUUUGUUUUCCACCGCGCGAGUAACAUUGUUUACAUGCGUUGUAAAAUCUCCUUGUCACAGCCAGGAGGCAGCCUUUGAUAGUUUCAGCUCACGCUCCCGUCCUUUAGCCCCACUAUGUUCUCUAUACUCAGAUUAUGCACUUUAUGCACACUGGUAGCCAAUCAGCACCACUGCAAAAAGACAUCUGAAAAAAUGAAGCAAGUUUGCUCAAGUUUUACUUAUCUCCUAGUCCUCUUCGUGCUUCUUGUCACAGUAAGUGUAUUGGUUGAAGCACAAAAGUGCAAGUCAAGUGGCAAAGUUGAAGGAAAGAAGCCUCCGAAAAAAGAAUGUAACCAGGAAAAUGGAGCAGAACGCUGUGAAGAAGACAAACUUUACACCACCUACAAGUGCUCACAACCCGUAUCUGCUCUACCAGUAAACAGUUUUGAGGAGGGUGGAGAUGCGGUUGCACCAUCAGAAUGCGAUGGUAAGUACCAUGACAAUUACACACCUGUGGUGGCAUUGUCAACGGCAUGGUUCGGUAAAAAAGAGACGCCACACCAUAUCACCAUUAAUGGAAAUGGAAGUUUGGAAAGCUUUAGGCAUAAAUGACAAGGACAAGGAAUGGGAAUGGCUGGAUAUCACCUGGUCUGAUGCUUGAUUUCCAUUUGUUUUCUUUCUUGUGCUCUGCAAUAACUUUCCUCGCCACAAGACAACGUUGUUUUAUUCCCGACUCUUCACUUCUGGUUGAAAAGGACCCAGUUCACAAGCCUGUUCCGCUGGAACACAGGAAAUGCAAAACAGUAGCGCAACAAAGUGGGAGGUACCAAGAAAAUUGUCAUGGUACUUUUUACAGACAAUUUCACACUUAAAGAAUAUUUUUUCUUUUUCUUUUUCAAA
This is a messenger RNA of Populus trichocarpa (black cottonwood), 1224 nucleotides long. Its product is annotated as kiwellin-1. Lineage: Eukaryota; Viridiplantae; Streptophyta; Magnoliopsida; Malpighiales; Salicaceae. Bases 460 to 936 code for a protein of 158 amino acids. The transcript has a single exon. The record is from RefSeq and is a predicted model, not a curated record.